AAUGAAUUUUCUAGUUUGAUGAAUCAGUGAAAAAUCGCGUUUUUUGUAAAUAUAUCGAGUCAGUGACCAAAUUUUUGUUCUAAAAGAUCUCUUGAUAUUUUAAUGAACUAAUUGCUUUAGCAGUAUGGCUGCUUCGCACAUAAAAUGUGCAUGCUGUACAGCUCUUGUAAAAGAAGAAAUAGAUUUACAAUUAAAAAAAUGCGAAUCGUCGCAAGAAGAAAAAAACUCAACUGAGCGAAAUGAUAUAAUAAAUAAUAGGGCGCAAAAAGUAAUCAGUAAUUACAAAGAGAAUUCUGAAGUUACAAAACGUAUCACAAGAAGUGCCACAGCGGAUGUCCCGAUUCUUCCCGGUAAAAGAAAAAGAAACGAUGAUAAAAUAUCAGUUUGUGAUAUUCAGUGGCAAAACCAAAAUACAGGCCAAACACAAGUAUCCUACUACAUCAUCAAACCGAUCACAGAUCCGGUGCAAGUAGUACCUAUCGUUAAGGAAGGAGCAAAUGAUACAAAAACUCAAACUAAGUACCUGUGUACGCAUGUCGAAACAAAAUUAGUGGACAAGCAACCUGUUCCUUAUACUCCAAAAAAAGUCCCGUAAGUAGU
Messenger RNA from Belonocnema kinseyi, 600 nucleotides. RefSeq lists its product as uncharacterized. The coding region runs from base 125 to 595 and encodes 156 amino acids. Lineage: Eukaryota; Metazoa; Arthropoda; Insecta; Hymenoptera; Cynipidae. The record is from RefSeq and is a predicted model, not a curated record. The transcript has 2 exons.